Molecule: messenger RNA, 1527 nt
Organism: Yarrowia lipolytica CLIB122
Lineage: Eukaryota; Fungi; Ascomycota; Dipodascomycetes; Dipodascales
Biological process (GO): tRNA N1-guanine methylation; mitochondrial tRNA methylation
Cellular component (GO): mitochondrial matrix; cytoplasm
Molecular function (GO): tRNA (guanine(37)-N1)-methyltransferase activity
Source: RefSeq, a predicted model, not a curated record
AUGAAGUUCAACUUCUGGAAGGGUCUGUGGAAACCGAAAUCUCUCACGCCGACUCUCUCACACCGUCUCUACCGCAGAAUGUACACACCGCAACCCCCGUUGAACCGCGAAAUGACGGUUUUGGACCGGUCCAAGUUCACCGUGUCUCUCAACCUGGCCCUGGCCAAGUUCCCUGAUCCGAAAUACAUUGCGCAGUUCGCCAAGGAGUGCAAGGCCGACAUUUUGCAGCUGCGAAGCAUUAACCACGUUCAGAAGACGGACGACAAUGGCCGGGCCGUUCUUCUGAGACACGAUCUGGAUCUCGAGGGAGGUGAAGAUGUAGCCUCCAAGGUUAUGAGCCAGCUGAGUCCCCGAGGAAAGGAGCUGCUGACCGAGGCCCAGGCAGAUAUUACCAAGAUUGUGAAAGAUCUCGACUACGACUUUUGGCGAGCCGACGAGAUUUUCUACUCCGUGUUGCCAGUCACGGAGAAAGACGAGAUUCCCAGUGGAUUCUCCAUGGUGGGACAUGUGGCUCAUCUCAACCUGCGGUCUGAAUGGAAGGAUUACGACCGACUCAUUGGCCAGGUGAUUCUCGAUAAGAACCCCCGAGUCAAGACCGUGGUCAACAAGGUCGAUUCUAUCGACACGAAGUUCCGAACGUUCAAGAUGGACGUUCUGGCCGGUGAAGAUAACACCGAGGUGGAGCAGCAUGAGAGUGGCUGCCGAUUCCAGUUUGAUUUCGCAAAGGUGUACUGGAACUCGCGACUGCAUACCGAGCACGACCGGCUGGUCAGCCUGUUCAGAGGAGAGGCUUCUUCGCGUGAACGUAAGCAGCAGGAGCGAGCCAAGAGAGAGAACCACGAGAAGAGCACCGAAACCGCUGUCGAGCCCGACAACACACCUGCUACGGCUGUCUGUGACGUCUUUGCAGGCGUGGGUCCCUUUGCCGUUCCCUCAGGACGAACUUCUCUGUUUGUCAUGGCUAACGAUCUCAACCCUUACUCGUACGAGGCUCUGGAACAUAAUGUCAAGCUCAACAAGGUCUCCGAGUAUGUCAAGUGCUUCAAUCUCGACGGCGCAGAGUACGUGCAACAGAGCAUGAAGCUGCUGGACGAACACAGAAGGACCCAGCCCACUAUUAACCCUGUUCAGGUGCGAAAGCGAAAGGCCGGACAGCCCGUGGUCAAGCAAGACAUUCCCAAUCACUACAGCCACUACGUCAUGAACUUGCCCGACUCGGCCAUCGAGUUUCUGUGGUCUUUCAAGGGUCUGUACACGACUGUCGACGGUCUCUCCCAGGACACUCCUCUUCCUCAUGUCCAUGUUCAUUGCUUCCACAAGUGGGAGGCUGGAGAAGAAGAGCCCUCCAAGGAGGAGACCAAGGCUGCUCUUUUGGAGCGGGUGUACAAGCAGAUCGACGUGCGACUGGACCCCAACGAGGUUGGAAUGCAUUGGGUUCGAAAGGUGUCUCCCAAGAAGGACAUGUUUUGCAUUUCUUUCGAGCUGCCCAAGGAGGUUGCAUGGGCCCCUCAGGUUAACAAGGAGUAA